AUGGAUGGGAUGCUGCUACCUGGCUAACAGUUUAUGUACCUGUAGUUGUAGUACUUGCAGUAUUUGUAGUGCGUGCCUGCCUGUCCUGCCUUAUCCUCUCUUAUCCUACCUCCAGGGCUAGUACUUAUCCAUUACUUCUUACCUCCCUAACUCCCUAACCCAUUCUAACCCUUCUAACCUUGCUGGUGCUACCGCUGUCAAUUGAGCAACGACCUUCCAACCUUUCCUCCUUCUCACAUUCUCCGUCUCUAAUCUCCUCCAUCUUCUUUCAUCAUCCAAACCACCAAAGGGACAACUCAUUCCAUAACUAAAUCAAGAGGAAUCUCCCAUCAAGCCUUUUGUCCUCGUUUUCUUUUUCUUUUUCUUGCAUAUUCGCUGAAUACCCCCGAGCAAAAAGGCCUUCUUUUUCUCUGCCCCUAAAUUUUCUUCGCCCUCUUCUCCAACCAUGGCUGAGAUCCGCCGAAAGCUGGUCAUCGUCGGUGACGGUGCCUGUGGUAAAACCUGCUUGUUAAUCGUCUUCUCCAAGGGAACUUUCCCUGAGGUCUACGUCCCCACUGUCUUCGAGAACUAUGUCGCCGAUGUCGAGGUUGAUGGCAAGCACGUCGAAUUAGCCUUAUGGGAUACGGCAGGUCAGGAAGACUACGACCGUCUCCGACCUUUGUCUUACCCUGACUCCCACGUCAUCCUAAUCUGCUUCGCUGUCGACUCCCCCGAUUCUCUCGACAACGUUCAGGAGAAGUGGAUUUCCGAAGUUCUUCACUUCUGCCAAGGCCUUCCCAUUAUUCUCGUUGGUUGCAAGAAGGAUUUGCGCUACGAUCCCAAGACCAUUGAGGAGCUACGUAAGACUAGUCAGAAGCCGGUUUCUCCUGAAGAGGGAGAGGAUAUUCGUAAGAAGAUCGGUGCCUAUAAGUACCUCGAAUGCUCGGCGAAGACAAAUGAAGGUGUGAGAGAGGUUUUCGAGCACGCUACUCGCGCUGCUCUCCUCUCACGCAACCGACAGAAGAAGCACUCUAAGUGCUUAGUCCUUUAAGAGCUUUACAAUACCUUUACGAAUACCUUCGACAUGUCGUCGUAAUCCAUCGUCGUCCUACUGGGUUCAUUUCGCGGACGAGAUACAUAGAUGACAAAGGGUUUUGGACGGACUGGAAGGGUUGGACCGCCUCUGCGUCAUAGUCUCGGCUGGAGUUUGAUUCGUCUCCUCGUAACUUGCUGCUUCGGCCGGCGUGCAACUCAGGUCAGCUUUCACGUGUCUCCCAUACUACAAACGGGGAGUGUAUUUGGCGACAGGGCAGCGGGUACCAUGGUACUUUGAAUUGCUACGGAUCGGGGAGAGAGGGGAUAGGCAAAUAUUGCUGCCGUUAGAGAGAUGUGUGUGGUGUGUGUGCGUGGUAUGUGUGUCAAGAUUGGCGAGACAACCCCAGAGAAUACGGCUAUAUCAUAAAUCUUUCUCCUUUUUUACUGCUCUUGAUAAUUCCCACGUCAGGCCAAACCGGGGGGAUGGACAUUUGUUGCGCAAGGGGGCUACUCUUUCUACCUGUCUUUUUUCCCAAUCAUACUCCUUACUAAUCCUCAGCCCCGUCUGGUUUCUUUCUUG
This is a messenger RNA of Hypoxylon trugodes, 1594 nucleotides long. Its product is annotated as Rho type small GTPase. Bases 446 to 1030 code for a protein of 194 amino acids. The transcript has 5 exons. Gene Ontology annotation, biological process: small GTPase-mediated signal transduction. Gene Ontology annotation, molecular function: GTP binding; GTPase activity. The record is from RefSeq and is a predicted model, not a curated record. Lineage: Eukaryota; Fungi; Ascomycota; Sordariomycetes; Xylariales; Hypoxylaceae.